ACUCCACAAGAGCUUCGGAUGUGGGGUCGCCCCUCCAGCCAUGAGUCCAUAACUCACCUCACAGCAUUUACUGCACCAUCACCCAUCCUACAAACCUCCAUCACAUUAUCACCCAACAUGAUCAACUUCGGCAUCAUCGGAACAAGCUGGAUCACGCACUCGUUCAUCCGUGGCGCCCAAUCAAGUGGAAAAUGGAAUCUCGCAGCCGUGUACUCGCGGAAGGAAGAGACAGCAAAAGAGUUCGCCUCGAAAUAUGAGGGCCAGAAGGUCACUCUCCACACCUCGCUCGACGCCCUCGCAAACGACGCAAACAUCACCGCCGUCUACGUCGCGUCCCCGAACAUCCUACACUACGCGCAAGCCAAGCAGAUGCUCCAAGCCGGCAAGCACGUCGUAGUCGAGAAGCCAUCGUGCUCCACGGUCGAAGAGCUAGAGGACCUCUUCAAGCUCGCAAAGGAGAAGAAGGUCAUCCUCGUCGAAGCCUUCCGCCACAUCCAAGAAGCAAACUUCAAGAUCCUAAAGCAGAGCAUGGAGAAACUGGGCCCCAUCUACGGCGCAAGCAUCACGUACGCGCAGUACUCGGCGCGCUACGAGCAAGUGCUCGCCGGCGAGGUGCCCAACAUCUUCAACCUGGAGAUGGGCGGCGGCGCCCUCGUAGACCUCGGCGUGUACUGCGUAUCCGCGGCUCUGGACCUCUUCGGCGCGCCUGACAAGUCUACGUACUGGCCUGUUACAAUCGCCACGGGUUGCGACGGCGCGGGCAAGAUUAUCCUGCAGUACCCCAAGUUCAGCGUGUAUCUGUGCCACAGCAAGAUCUACCACUCGGAUACCGUGUCGGAGAUUUACGGCGAGAAGGGCACGCUGAUAUUCAGCUCGGUUACGGAUAUCGAGAGCGUGGUGUUUAGGGAUGCUAAGACGAAGACGAAGACUGAGUUGGCGGGGAAGAAGGAGCCUGCGGACUUGAAUCUCAAGGAGGAGGCGGUUGAGUUUGCGAGGCUGAUUGAGGAGGAGGAUUGGAAGAGCAUGGAGAAGUAUGAGACGCUUAGUAUGGGUAUUCUCAAGGUGCUGGAGAAUUCUAGGAAGGAGAAUGGGCUGUUGUUCCCCGGUGGAAUAUAGAUGAGACGCUGGAGAAAGAAGAAUAGACCUGCUAUUGAGUGAGUUAGGGGUACUACAGCAACCUCUGCGCAAUCAUCAGAUGUAGAUAAGAG
This is a messenger RNA of Dothidotthia symphoricarpi CBS 119687, 1208 nucleotides long. RefSeq names its product NAD(P)-binding protein. Gene Ontology annotation, molecular function: nucleotide binding. Bases 118 to 1116 code for a protein of 332 amino acids. The record is from RefSeq and is a predicted model, not a curated record. NCBI's taxonomy places the organism in Eukaryota, Fungi, Ascomycota, Dothideomycetes, Pleosporales, Dothidotthiaceae. The transcript has a single exon.